AUGACUGUGGUUGUGUACCUGCAGACGAGUCGCCACGUACCAACACAUACAGCCGCUGUGGCCACGUACAAGCGGCCAGGCUACGGGAGUGUCACGUACAGCCCCAGGAACUCUCGUCAAGAGUGUAGGGCAAUGUUUACUGUUGAUAAACAGGAAACUGUGUGGACCUCAGAUACACCCUAUGAGGCUUUACGUCGCCAACUCGCCCCAUUGGUGGAUUUCAAUAGUAGCCCCAAAGGUUCCAAUGUGAGCUCCACGACUGCUGUCUACGAGGGACUUCGUUUAAAACUGAUGAAUGGUUCUAUCCCUUAUGUUCCAUGUCAGAUCCGGAUGUAUGAAGCGAGGGAUGUAGAGGAAUGUAUGACAGCCAGGCGAGCGAGAGGCUUCGGUACAUGGAUAGCUUUCUACGGUGACUCGACUAUGAGGCAAAAAAUGCAUGUACUCCUUAACUUCUUGCCCCCUGGACUCAUCUACUCGUAUUUCCUCAAUGGGAUACAGGUUACUCUUGAGGAGUUUAUCACCAUUGUGGCGCAUCAGCUUGAAUUACGCCCAACCAUCUUUGAGAUACUUGGCCAUCGAGCGAAAGACUUCCCUACAUCACAAAAGUUCCAGCCGACCCUGGACUCCUUACAAGGCAACGACGUCAGUAAUGUUACUAACCAUUAUAAUGGAUUUACCAUCCAUAUCGGAAACAACUUCGAAACUAACAUUAAAAUCGACGCUGAGAGACUCUCUGCACUAUUUUUAACAUCAAACAACGAGCCCACAGAGAAGCAGGAUCAUGGGGCUUACGAAGUACGCGUUACCUUGGUUUGGGCGACGUGUGGAAGUCGUUCGGGUGAGGGCCGAGACAGAGACGCUCCUAAAGUCACCAAGUUACAGGAAUGGGCCCGAGCCGAUGUUAUACCUGAUAUUAUUAUAUUAGGCUUCGGGAAGUGGUUUCUGCAUUUGCGAUACUCCAGUGGCGAACUGGAUCCAUUCACCGAGCUGGACUUUUGGACGAGGCCUCUGGUGGAGCCCUUGACCCUCCUCGCUAAUAGAACGCGGGUUCUUCUUUUGGCUCAAAGCAGAUCGCGGAGCUAUAACUUUGUAAACAAUUAUGUAAGCGGAGAAGACAAGCAAAAAGUGUGGGAUACAAAGCUGGAAACGACAAUCUACUCGGACAGCCUCCCGCUGAUAGACACCUGGUUUGGGGUCUUACUCAGGCAAACGGGAGUGUGGCUGUGGGACUCGACCUUACCCUUCAACCUGGCCAACAUCUUGGAGUGCAGUACACUCAAGGAGAACAACUUCUUCGAUAAUUCUUUCUACACAGGUCGCUGGUGGAUGUGUACGGACGCCAACCACGCCUCCUUUGAGACCAACGCUAAUGAGCUGCAGAUGAUGUUUAACUAUAUGUGUAACAACUACCUGAAGACAUCUCAGCAGUAUUGCUGCUCGGGCAACCCGUCCUUAGGCCAGGCUCGUUAAAGCAUCGGCCGCCCCCGUCCCUCCCGAGACGAUCUGAUCAACUUUAAUAUACUGUGUAUUAAAAAUAGGUUUGUUCUCAUGUGUAAAUUGAUGUAAUUAUUCAUUAAAAUUCUGUGCAUAGUUAGGUGUAGGUUAGGUAAGGUGUUUAGGUUUUGUUGGCGAUUAUUUGUACUUGAAUUACGUGGGUGUGUUAUUUCAACCCGUACUCAGACCAAGGGAGAGAUUCAGGAAGCAGUUACGCAAGCACUUACGAACCUGUCCAUCU
This is a messenger RNA of Procambarus clarkii (red swamp crayfish), 1735 nucleotides long. RefSeq lists its product as uncharacterized. The record is from RefSeq and is a predicted model, not a curated record. NCBI's taxonomy places the organism in Eukaryota, Metazoa, Arthropoda, Malacostraca, Decapoda, Cambaridae.